Perca flavescens (yellow perch) is the source of this 4212-nucleotide messenger RNA. It is a transcript of the gene cyld2, whose product is annotated as cylindromatosis (turban tumor syndrome) 2. Gene Ontology annotation, molecular function: cysteine-type deubiquitinase activity. NCBI's taxonomy places the organism in Eukaryota, Metazoa, Chordata, Actinopteri, Perciformes, Percidae. The transcript is spliced from 14 exons. Bases 220 to 2355 code for a protein of 711 amino acids. Gene Ontology annotation, biological process: protein deubiquitination. The record is from RefSeq and is a predicted model, not a curated record.
GGGCAGCUUCAGGGCGGAGAAGUUGGGAGCUGCCAAGUGGGCGUUAUCGGUCACACGCAGGUCAGAAAUGUAAACGUCUGCAGGUUAACCCACCUACACAGUACAAGUCAAGAGGAAGAAAUCUGCUGUUGUGGAGAAUUAAUUAAUGUUGCAACAGUGGCGCAACCGUUCGCGGAAUAAUUGCUCUUGACAAAUGAAAACGAAUAUAUAGGUGGAAAUAUGGAGCCCAAAACUGUACUAAAGGAGAAGUUUUUCAUCGUGAUACGCGGGAAAACGAGGAAAGGCUUCUGCCGAGGAUGUAUUGGCCGUGUGGAGGCAGAGUUGCAGCCCGGAGAGCUGAUGGGGCUGCUGUACUGCGGUGGCAGCAAUGCAGGGAGCCCUAAGAGCGGAGGCAUCGUGAGGAGGGAGGACACAUACCCUCUGACCCGCCACCAAGCCCAGCUACUGCUCUUCGUUUACCCCGCAAGCAAACGCCUGGAGCUGCUGUGUAACCCCCAGCUGUUCUCGGCUAUCUGUAAACUGUCUCAGGAUGAUCUGGUGGUGGUGAAGCACAAGAAGGGACACCUGCCAGGGAUGGUGAAGAACCUGAUGCGAAUUGGGAGGAAGGAGAACAAAGACGACCUGCACAUGCUUGGCUUUGAAGUGGAAUUUGUGGACAGUGAUCACAAUUUGUCAUCCAAGAAACCUGCCCCUCUGCCCCUGUUCAGUGUGGCAGACAUCGUCCAGGUGGUCCCAUCUUACUCCCUUCCCCUCGGACUGCACUGGAAGGAUGGCCAAUGUGGGGGUCUAAACAGAAAAGCGGUGACGCGCAUCAACUCCAUGCCGAAUAUAGGAUCUUGUGCACGACAAGUGAGCAGCAACGAUGCAGAGCAGAGUGUCAUUCAGAGCCAAAGUUCAAGCACAUCUCAUGUGCCUGUGGAGGUGGGAUCCAUGGUGGAGGUGGUGUCCAACACAGGGAUCACAGUGUACGGGGUUGUCCAGUGGUUGGGGGACAUUGAAGGGAAGACUGGUGAAUGGGCUGGGAUUGAAUUGGACUAUGAGGUGAAUGGCUGCUCUGAUGGGACGUAUAGAAGCCAGAGGUAUUUCACCUGCAAAGGGAACAGGGCUUUGUUCAUUCCCGUCACAAAGUGCAGUCCUGAUAGCAGGUUCUUCUGCUCCUCUACAGGAAGGGAGACCUUCAAACCCACUGACACACCUCCAGUUCCUCCAUUUGAGGACACAGAGGAGAAUGCACCACCUAUUCCUGAAUCAAAGGCAUUGUCUUUGUUAGUGGGAAAAAUGAAAGGGAUUCAGGGUCACAUCAACUCCUGUUACCUUGACGCCACACUCUUCAGUUUGUUCGGCUCAUCCGUGACCCUGGAAAAUAUCUGCCAAAAGCCUGCUGACACGGACAAACCCGUAACCUGCACUCUUAGAAAAAUAGUCAACUGUUUGCGCAGACAAGGGUUUGUGCCUGCCGCAAGUGUGAUGAAUUUCCGUGAGCAGCUUGGCUGCGACACCUUCCGAACAGAGGAAAAAGACCCAGAAGAGUUCAUCACAGUCCUCUUUCAGAAAGUGCUUUGCAUGGAGCCACUGCUUAAGCUCAGAUCGAGACAAGAAAUAUGUCACGGUGCCUAUACCUUCCAGGUCUUUCUAGAAAAAGAACAGAUGGGACCGAUGCCCACUGUCCAACAGCUGCUGGACACAUCCUGCCUGUCAGGAGACCUCAAGUUUGAAGAGAUGCCAUCCUGUCUAAUGGUUCAGAUGCCAAGGUUUGGAAACAAGUAUAAGAUGUUUUCUCACAUCAUUCCCUCCACUGAGCUGGACAUCACAGAUCUUCUAUACAAUUCUCCAAGGGAAUGCUUCGUUUGUGGGCAUCUGGCAGAGUACGAGUGUCUUCAUUGUCUACCAGAUCGCAAAUUGCAACCAGGGAGAAUAAAACAGUACUGCUCUACCUGCAACACACAGGUUCACACACAUCCGUCGCGGCAGGGUCACUCCCCCAAAACCCUAGCAGUACCAGCAGAUGUAGCCUCUAAUACUCCUGUGCCCAGGCACAAAAUGCAGCUGUCUGCUGUGCUCUGCAUUCAAACAAGCCACUAUGUGUCCUUUGUCAAAUACGGCUCUGAUCCUCACUCCUGGCUCUUUUUUGACAGCAUGGCAGACAGAUGCGGUGACGAUCAACAUGGCUACAACAUUCCUGAGGUCCAAGCUUGUCCGGAGCUAGGUGACUUCCUGUCCCAGCCGGAGGAGGAGCUGGCUUGGUCUAACCCCUCCCAGGCUCCUGAACUUGUGCGCAGGUUACUGUGUGACUCCUAUAUGUUUUUAUACCAAAACCCAACCACGCCACUUUCAAAACCCAACCAUCAGGAAUAGUAAACGCAUGUGAGGUUGAGGACACUAUGUUCCCAUAACAGUGCCUUAAUAAUCUUGCUUCUCUGCUUAAUCUGCAAGAUUUUGUGUUGGUUAUUACAUCCAAACAGCAGGAACUGAAACAUAUGCUUUUAACAUCAUUUGGUGGGGAAAUACAAUAUUGUUGAAGAGAAAAAAAACAAUAUAAAUGUAUUGUUCAGACAUUUGACUAUAAAUGAUCGUAGUCAAAGUUGAUGUACUGUAGAUAAGCAAGGAGAGAAAGAAUGAGCAGGAAACAUAUUACACUGUGUACUCAUCAGUCUUCAUCUCUUGAAUGUCUUGCUGUUAUUUCACUUAUUAUUUAAACCAACAUAUAAAGAUAAGAUAUAUAUAUAUAAAUUACUUUUAAAGUAAAUUGUGACAUUAAAGGCAUUACACACAAAUGUAUAUAAUCUAGUGAAUGAAUGAAUUUAAAUUCUUUUUGCCUGUUAAGUUAAAGUACACUCAAACACUUGUUGACAUACUCCAGCGCUGACACAGUGCUGUGGAGACCUGGCUAUGUGAGACUACUUGGUGACAUGUUUGUUUGGUGUUGCAUAAUUUUAACUAUGCGUUAUCAAUUGUGAACUAAAACACCUGAAGCCUCCAGGUCAUAUAAACUACAUGCUUUUCUUUUUGAUGGGCCGUCGCUUUAUAAAAAGAAAAUUGGUACAUGUAGCCUAUGUCCUUUUUGUAUUGUAUUUACUUCACUGUGUCAAGCAAACACAGAAUUUCCUUAAGAAGAUAAACCACUGCCUAUCAUGUUUUUUAGCAGCCGUUUACAGUGUGGAAUAAUGCAUUGUAGUCAGUUCAAUCAACUACAUUUAAAACCUUUUUUUUUAUGCUAAAUCUUGAACUAAAUGUUGAGUCUACAUGAUAUAUUAUGGACUGCAAUGCCAUCUUGUGGACAAAAAUGAAAAGAGCUUUGCCUUUAACAUUAUUUACUGAGAUCCACCAUCAAGUCUCAAUCAUCCCUAACAGAAAAACUUUUUUCUUAAUACUAAUAUGUAUGCAGGCCCAUCAAACCACAUGAGUAUACGUUAUUCUCAUAACCUCUGAGGGAAAGAAAUAUUGGCUUCACAAAAACCGUGUUUAACAAAUAUUAAAGUGCAAGCUACCAUGUCUACCAUUGUCUAAGGUAUGAUUAAUAAAAUCAUUUUAAAAUUGUGUUUUUAGAAGCUGUCCUGUGUAUUUAGAUUAAAUUUGAUAUAGUUGUACAGUGGUCAUGCAACAUGCAAUUGUGUUUUCAACAAUGUCCUACUGUCUUACAAUCUGGUCUCUUUACUGAACCAAUAGCACUAUAGACUAUACAAUCGAGACUGACCACAGUAAUCUUCCAAAGUGGUCUCACCGUUGCAUUGCACUCACAUGCUCAAACUACAUAAACGGACACGCUAUUACAUUUUAUUUUCAGAUUCAAAAUGGCACUUCACCAGCAUUUGCUGGACUUCACACGACACAAUAUGAGACCAGUACGCCUCACUAGGUCAGUUUCACGGGCAUUCAUUCCAAUCCCUCCAUACAAAAACAACUAUGGUCAGAAAUCCUUUUUUCAUACAUACACCAACAUUUUGAAUGACCUUCCCCAUCACAUGAGAACACUACAAUCCAUCACAUAUUUCAAAAAGGCACACUAACUGUUCCUUCUCAACAGUUAUACUUGCACACAUUGAUUUGUUAAUGUAUUGUCCGAGUGUCUGUAUUGUUGUUUUAGUUGUCUGUAUCUGUCUAGCCCAUGCUAAUGUCCUGUACAGGUGUUUCUGUCUUCUUGUGCCGCAACUGUAUUGUUGUUUUAUGUUUCUGCAGAACAGGAACCUGCCGGAAACCAGUUUUUAAACUGAG